This is a messenger RNA of Harpegnathos saltator (Jerdon's jumping ant), 1822 nucleotides long. RefSeq lists its product as uncharacterized. The coding region runs from base 649 to 1587 and encodes 312 amino acids. NCBI's taxonomy places the organism in Eukaryota, Metazoa, Arthropoda, Insecta, Hymenoptera, Formicidae. The transcript has 2 exons. The record is from RefSeq and is a predicted model, not a curated record.
CGUUCGUCUCCUCGCGUUUUCCGCCGACUCAUUAAAUUCCGACGGCGCCGGCCUGGAAUAUCAGAAGGUUCUUUUCACACGCUGGAUUAUUGAUUCGCAAUCCGCGAGAACGGCAGCAAACGGCGCGAGUCGAUUAUUACAAAUACGUAAUCCCGCGCGGGACGAAAAGUAAAUCCGUCGUCCUGAACGAUCGAGCUAACGGAUGACGUUUUAGAGCUACGUUAACAAACUUUGCUCUCGGUUUCGGUUACCUCAAGCAAUUGCGCACAGAAUAGUUUCCCUCCUCGUUCUUGAACGCGUCGAUCUCCCGUCGCAGCCGCGAAAUCUUGUCGUUCAAUCCAGCCACGGCGGCGACGAUACAGUCGAUAUCAAUUUCCGCAUUGCCGAACGAAUGCCGAUUCGCAGCGCGCACAUCCAUCAUGCGGCGGUUGCUUCGCAGCUGAUGGGCGUCUUAUUAUAACCAACGCGACAUGUCACUCCCGCAAAUAACAUCGCAUCGCUCGACGUCGUAACGCGGAAUGAUCUUCAUGUCGAAGAUCGUUCGUCUCUCGGAGCGACGGACGCCCGGCUAAAUUGUCAAGAAAAUCGACAUUCAUUGCAACACUCAAGAUGUAACUGCGAGAUGCAAUAUUCUACUAGAAAUCCGAGAUGGCGAAUAACGACAUGGACGAUAUCCUGACGCGUCUGGACGAGAUCAAGAAGCUGCAAGCGGAACUUCGGCACCUGGUUCCUCGGAUCGCCAGCAACUCGUCCGGACAAGCUAAACCGCAAGAUCUAACCAGCGACGCAUCCGCGUCGAUUCGCUUCCCGUCUCUCCUCACGUUCCCGGAAGUCUCGAACGUCGCUCCGUCGUCUUCGAAGCACGGGCGAGUGCAGAAGUCGGCCGCGCACCUGAACCUCAACAACAAACUGUUGCCGAGUAACAAUCGGCCCUCGACAGCGCACUCGAAGAGCACCUGGAGGCUUACGAAGUCCGGAUCGGCCGCGAGGGAAACGGAUGCCUUCAAGGCUCCGCCGAGGAGCACGAACGACGUCGUCGCGAAGUCUCGCGCGAGGAACUCCACCGGCUCGAAUGUCUCAACCAUCGCGGCGAACUCGGCGAGGACCGUCACGUCGUACCUUACGAAGAGCAACACCGCGAAUCGAGUUGCUAAGCAUCUGCAAGGAUCUGCAAUCAGGAGAGAACCGAGCAACGACACCGUGUCUGCUAGCGACAAAACGUCGCUAACGAGCGUCGAGAAGUCGAAUGUCGCGUCUAGGAAUAAAAAUAAUUCGAACGCAAUAUCCUCGUCUGUACAGACAUCGGACGUGCCGGUUUGCGCGGAAAGAGCGGCGGAAUCGCGAGAAACGCGAUGGUGUCUAAAAAGAAAUCGUCGUCGUGACGGAAGCGGCGCGCCAAGGGGGACGUUUGUCGAACGGAUUAUGCAAAAGCUGAAUUACUGUCUCGUGGACGACAAAAGGGUGACCGUGCCGAAUCAUUAUCCGGGAAGCGGGACUCCCAAACGAGUGCAUGUGCGCCGCACAUCGACGAGCGACGGUGAAACCUUGCAAGUGCACGUGUCCGCGGCCAAGAUUUUUGUCAAUUGAUGGGACCUUUGAAAAUCGAACAAACUUGAAGCAAUAUACAGAGUGGAGAACAAUACGUAUAAGGAAUUCAUAUGAAUAAAUUUACCUGCGUCCGAGAGAAAAUCAUCGUUGCGUUAAUUAGAGCGGCGAUCCACUUGGUUAAUCUGCGCCGAAUCGAGACGCUCGUUGCGUCGAACGAAUCAUGAGAUCACCUGGAAGAAGUGCGCUAUUAAUCGGAUCGAGAUAUUCCGUUAAU